UGAGACUGGAUACACUUGGUCAUUUAUCGACUGUUUCUAUGACUAGUCAGCUCAGUCAGUCUGGCACAGCUGCAGUUGACUAUAACACUGAUACAAGUGCAUCACCAGCAUCACCAGUGGCACCACCUACCAGAAGUCAGUCUCCUUCAUCUACUACUGAAUCAGAAAGAUUUUCUGUCUCUGGAUCUUCAACUGAAUCUUUCCAAAAUACUUUGUUGAUGUUCACAAUUGAUAAUACUUCAAAGAUGAGAUCUUCAUCAGUAGGUUCACCUGAUGUAUCUGUGACAGAAGCACAUGUAAUUUCACCCAGACCUGAGACAACAGUUGUGCCACCAAAUGUGCCAACAGCGCAAUCAGCUAUGACUGUAAUUCCACAUGAAUUCCUGAUCACAGCAGCCUCUACAGCUACAGUUGCAGCACAGACCCCAACAGAAGCUUCUACUACUUCAACAGAACUGGCUGCUCCUACAAAUACAAGAUUUACUCAAGCCCAAAUUUCUACUACAUCAACAGAAACAUCAACUGAUUCAUCAACUGCUUCAGUUUCAGCUGUUAUAAAUCAAUUCACAACAAUGUCAGAAGAACAAAACCACACAUCAGUUAUGACUCAGUCUACUACAUAUCAAGGUUUGAGAACAAGUGCUGUUUCUACAAUAACAAAAGAAGCAGUGUCUACCAGAAAUCAGGUUCCUCAGUCUUUUACUGAGUCUGUCUCUGAAGAACCACUACAACCUUUGAGAACCACUUCAACUCCAUCUUCAAACACUUACAGAAUAUCUUUAGCUGUAACUACCACUGCUGGAAACACCAGACCAGCCACCACAACAAACACCUCUGCUAUUUCUGUUGCUUGGUUAUCUACUCUGGCUACCACAGCCAUGGCAGUGCCAGCUAAAGCAGGUGAAGGAGUUAUUAUUUUACAAUUACGCAUCCAGCGAGUCUUCAUCCCUGCUUACAAUGAUCCUUCCUCAACUGAGUACAAGACUCUGGUUAGCAAUAUCACUGCUGAGUUGGGCCGAGGCUACAGAGAGCAGUUUCCCCUUACAUUCCUCCGAUGCUAUGUCUUAAGACUCUGGGCUGGUUCAGUGGGUGUGGACACUCAGCUAAUCUUUAAAAAUGAAGCAGUUCUUCCAAAUGUAACAGUUGUGGCUGAAUCACUGAAAUCAGCAAUAAAUGGCUCUACAGUUUUCCUGGAUAUCAUUCCAUCCAGUGUAACUGCUGUAAAUAUUCUCUCAACUACUUUGGAUACCAACACCGCCACCGCCGCCACCACCACCACCACUGCCACAACCACCACCACCACCACCACCACACUCCACACACAGAUGCAGACCAGCCAUAACAACAUUACAAGUGAGACAUUUAGCAGUGCCAUGGCAACAUCUCUACCCAGCACACUAAUCACUUUCUUUGUUAUGAUAAUUUUUCACAGCUUUAUAAACACUCUUAUGCAGUGAAUUUUGUAGAUUGGCAAAAAAAAAAUUAUGAAAUGAGGACUUGAUACAUGGUGUAAAAUAUAAUACUACUUAAAAUGAUUUUGUGCACUUUGUGUUUAUAGUAUUAUAUAUGCAAUGAUCUAAUUAUCUAAUCAAUAACGGUGAAUAGUAUGAUUGUAAAUGUUAUCUUUUCUGUGUCUCAUAGCUUAUGUUAAAUAGUACUUUACACUUCUUUAUAUUACUAAUCUCUGCACACCUAUCUGCUGACACAUUGUAGUGGC
This is a messenger RNA of Colossoma macropomum (tambaqui), 1717 nucleotides long. Its product is annotated as serine-rich adhesin for platelets-like. NCBI's taxonomy places the organism in Eukaryota, Metazoa, Chordata, Actinopteri, Characiformes, Serrasalmidae. The coding region runs from base 39 to 1457 and encodes 472 amino acids. The transcript is spliced from 4 exons. The record is from RefSeq and is a predicted model, not a curated record.